AUUUUCCUCGAAAAUCACAAGCGAUAGAUUUAUAUAUUAAAUAGAAAAUAAAUAUAUGUGUUCAAGAAACAUGUCAGAAAUUUCAUAGUUGAAAUGGGGUAGGUAAGCAUAUCAAGUAAAUUUCCCUCUCUGCAGUCUGCACUAAUCCUUUGAAUAUCAUCUUCAUCAUAAUAUAAUAAAAUUGACAAAAAUAAAUAGAAAAACAAAGUCUACGUACCAUGUAAACAAUCCCUUUCUUCUAGACAGAUAUGCACCAACUGAGCAAGUCAAUGAAUCUUGGUCUAGUAGUGCUUAAAGCAAAUCCACCUUCCCCAAAUCGACACUCAGUAAUGUCCCUUCUCUAUAUAAUAUAAUCACUCCCUGUCUUCCUCUCUUCAGAAUGAACACUCCAAAAUAAAAGCAAAUGCGUCUAACAGAGACUCCCAGGAGUAAUAUCAACACAUUUAUGGCGAAAAAACGGAUGUCAACUCUCUUCUUCUCAUCCUCCAAAAUUCUUUCAUCUUCUAAUUCGUUUCCAAGCUCUUCUAUUCCUUCACCUACUGUAUACAAAUUCACUAAGUCCAUGAUGGAAGAGAACAUUGAAAAUGCAGAGUUAAUCAUCAGAAAAUGGGAUCCAAACUCCUCAUCAACCUCCCUCUUCCAACACAGAGACGAAGCAAGAGAAUUCUUAAAAAGUGUCAAACGUCUUCGCCAAGCAAUGCACUUUUUAGUAUCAGAACAUUCAGCCUCUAAUAAGCUUGUACUUGCUCAAAACCUUAUGAUAAUUGCCAUGAAAAGACUUGAAAAAGAAUUGUAUCUGAUACUCUCAUUGCAGCGUGAUCAACUUGACCCUGAGUCUGUUUCAGGUCUAUCCUCAGAUGGCUGGAGCAAUCUUGAAAGCAAAGAAGAGAAAGGUUCUGAAGAAGAGAUCACUACGAUGUCUGAUCUGAAGUCAGUAGUCGAUUGUAUGAUAAGUUCUGGGUACAGUAAAGAGUGCGUCAAAGUGUACAAAUUAAUCAGAAAAUCGAUAGUAGAUGAAGGACUAUACCUGCUUGGAGUUGAAAGGUUCAGGAUUUCUCAAAUUCGAAAAAUGAAUUGGGAAGCUCUUGAAUAUCUGAUAAAGAACUGGCUCAAUGCAGUAAAAAUUGCAGUGAAAACAUUAUUUACUGCAGAAAAAUCUCUCUGCUAUUACGUUUUUUCUGCAUCUCAGACAAUUAGAGAAUCAUGCUUCACUGAGAUUACUGAAGAAAGUGCAACAAAUUUAUUCAGAUUUCCUGAACUCAUUUCCAUGUGCAAGAAAUCACCAGAAAGAAUUUUCCCAUUAAUGGAACUCCAUGAAGGACUCUCUAGUCUUUGGGCAGAAAUUGAAUCAACAUUCAACUCUGAAUCAACUUCAGCAAUUAGAUUACAAGCCAUUUCAUCACUGCUCAGGCUCCGCGACUCAGUCUGUGCUAUUCUAUCUGAUUUUGAAUCAACGAUUCAAAAGGACUCAUCAAAAACUCUAGCUGUUGGUGGUGGGAUUCACACGUUGACUCGAACUGCAAUGAACUACAUUUCUUCACUUACAGAUCAUAGAACGACUCUAUCUGAUAUUUUUGCAGAUUCUUUCCCAACAGGGAAUCAUGCAUCAUUGCCUGAAUCUUAUUUUGAGAGUCCUCCAAUGUCUGAUGAUGGUUCUACACCAGCUGUCUCAGUUUGCCUGGCUCGGCUCAUACUAGUUCUUCUAUGCAAGCUUGAUCGCAAAGCAGAAGCAUAUAAAGAUGUGUCUUUAUCAUAUCUGUUCAUGGCAAACAAUCUUCAAUUCAUUAUCCAAAUGGUGACCACAACUCGCCUUAGAAACCUUCUAGGUGAGGAUUGGGUUUUGAAACAUGCCAAGAAAGUUAGAAAAUAUGCGUCCAACUAUGAAACAAUGGCUUGGACUAAAGUCUUCUUAUCUCUACCAGACAAAAAUUUCCCAGAUUUACAACCUGCAGCAGCGAAGGAAUGUUUUCGAAGGUUCAAUGCAGCUUUUGAAGAAGAAUAUAAAAAACAAACGUCAUGGAUUGUAUCAGAUGGGAAGUUAAGAGAUGAAUUGAAGGUAUCAAUAGCAAAGAAACUUGUACCAGCUUAUAGAGAAUUUUAUGACAAUUAUUUGGUGUUACUGGAUGGACAAAAGAAUUUGGAAAUGUUGAUAAGGUUUUGUCCAGAUGAUUUGGACAACUACCUAUCUGAUCUAUUUCAUGGUGUUGCAAUUUCAGAUAGUUCAUCAUCACCAUCAUCAUCAUCACCACGAGGAUGUAUGCCAAGGUGAAAUGAUAGAGAAACAUUAUUGUAAAUGCAAGGUAUAUAUGUAAUUAAUAUAUAUCACAUAUCAAUAUAAGUUCACUUAUAGCAGUAUUAAAACAAGAGAAAAUUAUUAUUUAGUCCCUCAGUUUUUACAUAAUUAUCCA
This is a messenger RNA of Jatropha curcas, 2408 nucleotides long. Lineage: Eukaryota; Viridiplantae; Streptophyta; Magnoliopsida; Malpighiales; Euphorbiaceae. The record is from RefSeq and is a predicted model, not a curated record.